Messenger RNA from Selaginella moellendorffii, 658 nucleotides. RefSeq names its product peptidyl-tRNA hydrolase ICT1, mitochondrial-like. NCBI's taxonomy places the organism in Eukaryota, Viridiplantae, Streptophyta, Lycopodiopsida, Selaginellales, Selaginellaceae. Gene Ontology annotation, biological process: translational termination. Gene Ontology annotation, molecular function: translation release factor activity. The transcript is spliced from 4 exons. Bases 89 to 394 code for a protein of 101 amino acids. The record is from RefSeq and is a predicted model, not a curated record.
AAGAAAGAUCACAGGGAAGAAGAGAAGAUUUUUUUUAAUUACUACGUUGUCUCGUUUGCAUAAUAUAUUUUAUCGAUGCUUGGCCGCGAUGGCCGGCCUUGUGUGCCUCGGUUCUUUGCAAGGCUGGGGAGAAGAAAGCCGCGCGGUUCGUCCAGAAGCAGCAGAUGAUCUCCAGCCGCGAGGCAGCGGCCGAGGCGGAUUAUGGCAAACAGCCAUCCCUCGGCUCUCGAUCGAUCAUGUGACUGUGAGCUUUGCGAGGAGUGGAGGUGCUGGCGGCCAAAAUGUGAACAAAGUGAACACGAAAGUGGACAUGCGAUUCAAUGUGAUGAACGCGCAUUGGCUCCCUCUCCAAGUGAGGAACAAGCUGCUUCAAACAAUUUGUCACGAUCUUUGAAAUGAGAAGAACCGGAUCAACAGCAACAGGUGAAUUGGUCAUUUCGAGGAAACGUCGAUGAUCCUCUAGCUAAAUUGCAGGCAGGUUUUCAUCGUGCUUUGUUUCUUCAGUAACUAUCGUUUGUUUCUUCUCCCAAGGUUUCUUCCGCGAUGGAUAUCUUUCAAAAAUUGUUGGAGUUUCUUGAUUACCUCUAUAAGGAAUUUGGCAUUAAUGCCCGUGGCUCAGAACAUCUGAUUUGGUUCCACAAUGAUAAAAGUUUUUAGA